UCGAGGGUCCAGCGCAGGCCGCGCGAGAAGCGUACGGGCUGGAGGAGAAAGAACUUGCUGAGGGCAUGGCACGAGCAAGAAUGCAUAAGGAGAAGCUGAUGGAGGCAUCCAAGAAAGUUGCAGCCCUGGGGGGCUCAAGGGACGCGAAGAACUUGGAGGAGGGACGAGAACUUUUCUCCAUGGCCAACUCAAAGAACGGGAAAGUGUUCAGACACAUCGAUCGUCUAUCCCGCACGGGAGCGAGUUUGAAGGCAGCCGAUGGAGCAGGGUUUCCUCGCAUGCGAGGGAUGGACAUGUCGGUCGUGUCCAAGGAAGCGACUCCGCUAGUGCUGGCGCAGGAGGAGAAUUACGCGAAGAAGGAAGCAGCGAGAAUCGCAGACAUGGCAAAAGAGCUCAGGGGCUGAAGAUGUUUUAACAGAAGAAAAAUUCACG
Molecule: messenger RNA, 432 nt
Organism: Guillardia theta CCMP2712
Lineage: Eukaryota; Cryptophyceae; Pyrenomonadales; Geminigeraceae
Exons: 4
Coding region: 66-404 (112 amino acids)
Source: RefSeq, a predicted model, not a curated record